Molecule: messenger RNA, 831 nt
Organism: Agelaius phoeniceus (red-winged blackbird)
Lineage: Eukaryota; Metazoa; Chordata; Aves; Passeriformes; Icteridae
Source: RefSeq, a predicted model, not a curated record
AUGUGGCUGCCGGAGCCGCAGCCCGGCCCCGGCUCGCCGGACUGCCCUGACCUGCUGCAGCACGUCCCGGCGCUGCGCUCGCCGGCCACCCCGCUGUACCUCAGCUUCUUCGAGGAGGAGUGUCGCGCCAUCGCCGCCCGCCUGCGCCUCGGGGCGGCCGCGGAGCCCUCGCCGGGCCCGGGAGAGCUCAGCGGGCUGCAGCCCAAGCCCCCCGGACCCGCCACCUCCACGCCGCUGCCCUUACCGAGCCACGGGCGGCUCCCAAACUCGAGCGCGGGCGAUUGCGAGGCCGCUGCUGCCCCUGGCCCGGCGCCAGUUCCGACCCCGGGGGAGCUCGGAUGCCUCCCGCAGCCCGCGGCCGGCGGCGCCCUCCCCGCUCGCACGCCCGCUGUGUCCCGGCGGGCGCGGCGCGGCCCCGGGCAGCCCUCCGGCGGCGGCCCCGGCACCCCUGCCCGCUCCCCGGGCCGCGGCCGCGCCAGGCUCGCUCUGCCCCGCGCACGGGCCUCGCUGGGGCUGCAGCUCCCCGCGGCCGGCACAGGGCGCGGCGCCUGGGAAACGCGGCUCCUGCGGCCCCCAGGGACCAGGCUGAAGCUGACGUCGCCUGCCAGGUCCAGGCUUCAACGUGCCGGCGGGGCUUCGCAGCAGGCACAGCCUUCCAGCCUUCCCAAACUCGUCCCCCGGGCCAGAGGGGUGAAAAGUAAUUCUGCACCUGCCAGUUGCCUCGCGCGAAGCAGGGAAGCACCUUUCUACAGGAAUUCCUACUGUGGCUUCCCGCUCCUCACUGAGGCCUCCGGAAAAAGUGAUUUCGUCCAAGCGUUUUUGCCUCAAUAA